Hevea brasiliensis (rubber tree) is the source of this 1847-nucleotide messenger RNA. Its product is annotated as phospholipase A1-Igamma3, chloroplastic. NCBI's taxonomy places the organism in Eukaryota, Viridiplantae, Streptophyta, Magnoliopsida, Malpighiales, Euphorbiaceae. The record is from RefSeq and is a predicted model, not a curated record. Gene Ontology annotation, molecular function: glycerophospholipase activity. Gene Ontology annotation, biological process: lipid metabolic process. The transcript has a single exon. The coding region runs from base 219 to 1742 and encodes 507 amino acids.
AGUUAAUUACCGUAUGCCCGCCUCCAUUUUUUAAUCUAGGUAGUAGCUAUGUACUUCAAAAUUCAACUAUCACCUGCACUUCUUAAUUGAUCGCUGAGCCAUCCUCCUCAAUUCAACAUAGAGUGGUUAAUAAUUGUUAGUACAAUCACUCUCUUCUCUCCCUCACACUCUCUUUCUUUUCAAGUCAAGGGGGAGAGGGAACACCUAGAGACCCUCUCAUGGCUUCUCUGAUUAUGACUACGCUCAAAACCACUCUGCCACAUGUCUCCGAAGAUGUGUUCCCAAGAUACAGCAACCUAAACAAAUCUAAAACUUUCCUCGCUAUUGCAAGAAAACCCUUUUCACCAAAUAUUGGAAACACUGGUCUUAUCAAAUGUUCAUCGUCCAUCUCAAGUCUAACUCCACAACUAGACGAAACCUUAGUUUACCGAGAAGAUGAGAGGACUCUAAGCGAAAUAUGGAAGGAAAUCCAAGGCUCCGAUGACUGGGAAGGACUCCUAGAUCCCAUGAAUUCUCAUCUUCGCAAAGAAAUAAUCCGCUAUGGAGAAUUCUCCCAAGCAUGCUAUGAUUCUUUCGAUUUCGAUCCUCACUCUAAGUACUGUGGCACAUGCAAGUACCAAGGAGCUAAUUUCUUCGAUAAGCUAGAUAUGCAAGGCCAUGGUUACAAAAUAAGCAGGUAUCUCUACGCCACUUCAAAUAUUAACCUUCCAAAUUUCUUCCAGAAAUCUAAGCUGAGCAGCAUUUGGAGCAUCCAUGCAAAUUGGAUGGGUUACGUCGCUGUCACCACUGAUGAAAAGGAGAUCAAACGUCUGGGCCGCCGCGAUAUAGUCAUAGCAUGGAGAGGCACAGUCACUUAUCUUGAAUGGAUAUAUGAUCUUAAAGAUAUCCUUUGCUCUGCUAACUUCACCAGCGAUCCAUCCAUCAAAAUCGAGUUAGGGUUUUAUGAUUUAUACACUAAGAAAGAAAACUCCUGCAAGUACUGCACAUUUUCAGCUCGUGAACAAGUUUUAGCAGAGAUUAAGCGACUUCUUGAUUAUUAUAGAGGUGAAGAAAUUAGUAUAACAAUCACAGGUCACAGCCUAGGGGCAGCUUUGGCUAUAUUAAGUGCUUACGAUAUUGCAGAGAUGAGGCUUAAUUAUAUGGAUCAUGAAGAAUUAAGGAAUAAAAUUCCUAUCACCGUCUACUCUUUCGCUGGCCCUCGAGUGGGAAAUCUCAAGUUUAAAGAACGAUGCGAAGAGCUUGGAGUUAAAGUACUAAGAGUGAUUAAUGUGCAUGACAAGGUACCAACAGUUCCAGGGAUUUUUGCUAAUGAGAAAUUCCAGUAUCAAAAAUACGUGGAGGACACCAUUUCAUUUCCUUGGAGCUAUGCACAUGUGGGAGUGGAACUUGCAUUGGAUCACACCCACAGCCCAUUUCUAAAGCCAACAAAUGAUCUUGGUUGUGCACAUAAUCUGGAGGUUCAUUUACACUUGGUGGAUGGCUACCAGGGCAAAGGGAAGCGAUUCUUCUUGGCAACCAAGAGAGACAUUGCCCUCGUCAACAAGAGUUGUGACUUCUUGAGAAGCGAGUACGGUGUGCCACCGCACUGGCGGCAAGACGAGAACAAAGGGAUGGUGAGAAACAACGAGGGGCGGUGGGUGGUGCCAGAGAGGCCUAGAGUGGAGGCCCAUCCAGACGACACGGCCCACCACCUUGAACAAGUGCUCAAAAUUGCGAGUUCCCAUCAAGUGGAAGCACUUUGAAUUUGAUGUGGUACAACAUCUACCCACUAACCCAUGUCUCGGUCGUGGGUCUUAUCUUUUCAUUGUCCUACAUAUAUAUAAACGUGCGAAUCCUUUGUGAUAUAA